Molecule: messenger RNA, 4344 nt
Organism: Chilo suppressalis (striped riceborer)
Lineage: Eukaryota; Metazoa; Arthropoda; Insecta; Lepidoptera; Crambidae
Source: the annotation of a GenBank genome assembly
AACGGACCUCAAAAAAAUGUAAAUAUAACCUCAAAAUUGCCGGGUUGAUAAAAUUAUUCUUUAAAAAUUGAAAAUCUUACUGAAAAAAUAUGCGUCCCGACUUCUUAAUGCAAUUAUUUAUUCUUAAUUUAGGAGUACAGUCGUUCGUAUUAUUUAUUUACCUAAGUUAUUACUUUCAAAUACUGUUAACCAAAUAUUUCAACAAGGUUGAGAAUGUUUACGAUUAUAUUAUUGUUGGUUCUGGAACUGCCGGCUCGGUAAUAGCACACAGAUUGGCAGCUGAAACAAACUUUACAUUUAUAGUGAUUGAAGCAGGAGGGAAAAGUAAUUCUCUGUUUGAAAUACCAGUGCUUACUCCGAUGCUGCACAAUUCUGUUUAUGACUGGCAAUAUGAAACAGUACCACAGGAAAAUGCAUGUUUAGCUAUGAAUAAUAAGAAAUGCAAAUUGCCUCAAGGCAAGAUUGUUGGAGGUUCAUCAAAAAUCAACAAUAUGGUGCAUGUCAGGGGCAAUAUUUCACAUUAUGCAGCCUGGUUCCAUGGAAAGUAUGAUGAAAAUUAUUUAAUUGAUCACUUUGAAACUGUAGAAAGGGACAUGUUACACUUAAAUGAAAUCAAUUUUGAAAGUGAAUUAGUAGAAGCCAUGUCAGAAGCUGCUGAACAGUUAGGUUACAGUAGGUUGAAUUCUGACUUCAAAAUUGGUUACAGCAAAAGUAAAUUGUCCCAGAAAAAUGGUAAAAGGUGGACAAUAUCAGACAGCUUAGAUUUAUCCAAGUAUGUGUUAAGUAAUGCCCUAGUUGAAAAAGUUGUAAUAAGGAAUGGUGUUGCAAAAGGUGUUUCAAUACAAAUUGUUGAUAAAAAACACAACGUCUUUGCUAAGAAAGGAGUUAUUUUGUCUGCAGGAACAUUCAACACACCCAAAAUUCUGCAGCUGUCUGGUAUUGGGCCUGCCAAUGUCCUUAAGUCUGUAAACAUUCCCAUUGUAAAAAAUCUUCCUGUAGGAUAUAAUUUGCAAGACCAUGUUACCACAGGUUUUGAUUUAAUUUUAAUAAAUAAGACUUUAUCUGUAAACCCCAUGAGUAUGCUAGACUUUAGAAAUGUUUAUGAAUAUUUUGUUAAUGGAAAAGGACCUUUAACAACCGCGGGUUGUGAACUUAUUACUUUUUUGUCAACAAAAGGUGAUAAAGUGCCAGACAUACAAUUCAUGGUAAUGCCAGUAGGUAUAUCAUCAGAUAGAGGGAGUCAUUUAAGAUUAGCUUUAGGUAUAAGUGACACAGUAUGGGAAAACUAUUUCGAGAACGUUUUUGAUAAACAUGCAGCAACAAUACUGCCUAUAGUUCUACAUCCAAAAAGCAGAGGUGAAGUGUAUAUUGUAAAUACAGAUCCGAAAUCACCUCCGUUGAUUGAUCCUAAAUAUUUAAACUGCAAUGAAGAUGUGAAAACUUUAAUUAAUGGUUUAAAAUUAGUUGAGAAGUUUUUAAACACUCCAGCUAUGAAGGAAAUGGGUGCCUAUAUCAAUCCUCAACAUUUUCCAAAUUGUGAAAGUCAUACUAUAUUCUCUGAUGCUUAUUGGGAUUGCUAUGUUAGACAUUUGACGUUAUCAAGCUAUCAUCCUGUUGGUACUUGUUCCAUGGGUUUGACUAGUUCAAAUAGUGUAGUAGAUACUAAUUUUAGAGUAUUCAGUGUUGCCAAUUUAUAUGUAGUUGAUGCGUCGGUAUUACCAACAUUACCUAGUGGUAAUAUAAAUGCAGCAGUUGCUAUGAUGGCUAGUGUAUUUUUUGAUGAAAAUGUUAAAUCAGUUAAAAUAACUAACACAAAUAUGUAUUGUUAUAAAUAUCAACUAAUUGCGGAUUUGUUUUAUAAAAUUUGCAGAUAAACUCUGUUGAAAAAAACUAUGAACAAAAUAAUACAUUGUUAAAUAAACCAUUUUGGUCUUUGAUUCUUAAUUUGUUUUCUAAUUCUAAGGUCCGUAUUACAGAAUGACAACUAAGUAUUGAUCAUUACUUGAGCACAGUUAGAAAGGGAUAUCGCUAUGUGUUAUAUAUAGCGACAUCCCUUUCUAACUAUGCCCAAAACUAGAUCAAUCACUGAGAAUCUUUCUAUAAUAUGGGCCUAAGUGAUGUAUGAUGUAGGCCAACAAAUAUCAACAAUAUUUUCAAAUUCUGUUAUUAAUUACUAUUUAUUUCUCUCUUAAUUGUCAUUUGACAAAUGGCGGACUUAAUGCCAUAAGGUAUUCUCUACCAGUCAACCAUCGGGCUAAGCAGAGAAAUUACGACGCUAAAGUAAAUAAACAAAUGAAGGAGAAAAAAAAGCAAAUUCAUACAAAUACAAUUAUAAUACAAUAUCUAAAUAAUAUACAUUCAAACGUAAAUAUACAUACCUACAUGAUUAGAAUAAUACACAUAUAAACUAAACACAAAUAAAUACAAAAAUAUAAACAAUAAACAUUCAAAAUUUAUUUAUUUAUGGCAGAUUGACUAAAAGUUUGAAAUGCUGUUAUUAUGACUUCUUAGCAUAAUGCUUAGCAGGUGAGCUUCUUACAAUUUUCGGAAGAUCAUUUCAGAGACAGAACAGCUUGGAGACAGAAAGAGUUGGAUAUGAAGUGAAGAUUUUGAGAUGAGCGUAAAGGACAAGAGUGAGUGGAACUUAAAAAAGUGAAUUUGGAUUUGAGAUAAGACGGUCUGAAGUGGUUGAGUGUCUUUGAAUUAUUAUUCUUAGAAAGAGGUAUAAAAUAAACCAAUUUCAAUGGAAAAAUUUACAAGAUGGGUAAGUACUGGAUAAUGCAGUACUGAAUAGAGAGAAUCAUCGUGCGACCAAUUACUACAUAGAUGAGAGUUAUAUUUAUAUUGUAAUCUUUUGUAUUUCUGAAACACAAUAACCCGUUUUUGCUAUUUUAUUGUUUGUUACACUCUGUAUAAUAUGUUUUCUCUUCCAGCAAUUUAUUUCUAAAUAUUAUGGUGAUACUUUUCAACAGAGGCGGCUUUACCUAUAGUGCAGGGUGUGCGGUGCACACGGGUGCCGGGUCUAAGGGGGCGCCCGGCGCCAAGAUUUAUUGUUUCUGCGUCAACAACACGGUGGCAAAUACUUGCUAAAGAAUGCCAACUUUAAGUUUAAAACCAAUCUCAAAUACUCGAUGGGAGAGCAGGGUUGAAGCAGUAAAAGCUCUACGUUUUGAACUGGGAAAGGGUAAUAUGCCUUGUGUACCAUAUAUUCCGAUAGAAGCAAAGAUGCGGAGUCAAGAAAUAUUGCAAAUUCAUUACUGGGAAAAAUGAAGUCGCUUAAAUUCAUCUGCUCUCUGCUUAUUUGGUUUGAAAUUUUAAGCAAGGUAAAUAUAGUUAGCAAGACUCUUCAAAAGUCAGACGUUGUAAUGUCAGAAGUGGUGAAAAUUAUUGAUAAUGCAAAAAUAAGUUUGUCUGAAUUCCGUAAUGACUCCGCUUUUGAAAAGCUCCUUAACAGCACGAAAACUGUAGCGGAAGAAGACGAGGCAAUAGCAGAAUUUCCCACACCUGCACGCCCUCGCGCUCGUAAAAGAGUUUUUCAUUAUGAGGCGGAGGAUGAAAUUAUCACAGACGCGAAUACACAUUUUAAAGUCAAUUUUUACUUCUAUUUAUCAGACACCGCAAUUACUAAGUUCGACGAAUGGUUCGAACUUCUCAAUCAAAAUAGUGUAGGUUUUUUCAUUUCUUCAAAAAUUGACAGACUGGAAGGAUUUGGACACGGAUACAUAAAAAGCACAUUGAUCUAAUUUAGAAAAUAAACUUUGCCAAGCUGUCUCUUCAGAUGUGGAAAAGUUCGAGCUCUUUAAUGAAAUCGAAUUAUUACCGAUGUUUAUUGAUGAUUCCACUACGCCGUUGGAUAUUUUAAAUUACUUGUUUAAGGAUAAAUUGAUUUCAGUAUUCCCAAAUCUGUUCACAGCACUGAGAAAUCCUCACACUUUCAGUCACGGUAGCACACAGCGAAAGGUCAUUUUCUAAACUAAAAAUAAUUAAACACUAUCUAAGAUCAACGACAAUAUUGACAAAAUCGUUAAUAAGUAUUGAACAUGAAAUCAAAAUUGAAGUCAGUGGCAUUGUUAAAGAUUUAGCUAAUGCAAAAGCCCGAAAAGUAUUUGUUUGUAAAAACAUUUGUUUGUGUGUAUAUUUGUGUGUACUAGCGUCCUGUAAGAUAUUUUAUUUUUAAAUUAAGAACUACAAAGUUGUAAUUUUUUAUUGUUGUAACUUGCACUCGAAUUUUUUAUGAAAAUAUAAAUGUAAGUAUUCCAUUUUGACCCCGCUCCUACUAGGGGGCGCCAGGGUACUGGUGGCACACUGGCGGCUGGCGCCACAGGAGCUAGAGCCGCCUCUGCU